This is a messenger RNA of Peromyscus eremicus (cactus mouse), 1866 nucleotides long. It is a transcript of the gene Cd274, whose product is annotated as CD274 molecule. The transcript is spliced from 7 exons. Gene Ontology annotation, cellular component: external side of plasma membrane. The coding region runs from base 112 to 981 and encodes 289 amino acids. Lineage: Eukaryota; Metazoa; Chordata; Mammalia; Rodentia; Cricetidae. Gene Ontology annotation, biological process: positive regulation of T cell proliferation; immune response; cell surface receptor signaling pathway. The record is from RefSeq and is a predicted model, not a curated record.
GGGCGGGGCCUGCUUAUAAGGCUAGGGGACGCGCUGAUUUUCUGCCACAAGCCAGGCUGCACCGCCUGCGUGUCAUCGCCAGUCUCCCCGCCUACAGAUAAUUCCAGAAACAUGAGGACAUUUACCAUUGUUACAUUCGCAGUCUGCUGUGGCUUGCUAAAUGCAUUUACCAUCACGGCUCCCAAGGACUUAUAUGUGGUAGAGUAUGGCAGCAAUGUCACGAUCGAAUGCAGAUUCCCAGUAGAGCACCAGCUGGACCUGCUUGCGUUAGUUGUCUACUGGGAAAAGGACGACAAACAAGUUAUUCAGUUUGUGGAUGGAAUGGCGGACCUGACCUUUCAGCACAGUAGCUUCACGGGGAGAGCCUGGCUGCCAAAGGAGCAGCUUCUACAGGGAAAUGCUGGGCUUCAGAUCACAGAUGUGAAACUGCAGGACGCGGGGGUUUACUGUUGCAUGAUCAGCUAUGGUGGAGCAGACUACAAGCGAAUCACGCUGAAAGUCAAUGCCCCGUACCGCAAAAUCAACCACAGAAUUUCCAUGAAUCCAGCCACGUCCGAGCAUGAACUAACAUGUCAGGCUGAGGGCUACCCAGAAGCUGAAGUCAUCUGGACAAACAGUAACCACCAGUCCUUGAGUGGCAAGAUUACUGUCACCAGUUCCCAGACAGAGGAGAAACUUUUCAAUGUGACCAGCACUCUGAGGAUCAACGCAACAGCCAAUGAUGUUUUCUACUGUACUUUUUGGAGAUCACAAUCAGAGAAAAACCACACAGCUGAGUUGAUCAUCCCAGAUCCUCCUGCAGAAUUUCUCCCGAAUAAGAGGACUCAUUGGGUCCUUCUGGGGUCGUUCCUGUUGCUCCUUGUUGCAGCCAUAGUCCUCUUCUGCUUAAGGAAACAAGUGAGAAGUCUAGAUGUGGGAAAAUGUGGCACCGAAGAUACAAAUUCAAAAAACCAAAAUGAUACACAGUUCGAAGAAACGUAAGCAGCACAGAAGCUUCUGAUCUUCAAGGUGGGAUUGCCAGUCUGUGGUCUGUGAACGAAGGGGCCCUUGGGAUGUGGGUCCAAGGACUCAAAAUGGAACCUGGGAAGAGAAGAGAACAAAGAAAGAAAGUGUUGGAAGGGGAGCCUGGGACAAAGGACAUUUCUGCAGGAGACAGCAAUACGCAUGUUGUCCAUCAAUCAUCUUGGGAAAGCGGGUUGAGAAUCCCCGACCUAACAUCUUGUCCUUGCAGAAUCACGCUUUUCCUCCACUCAGUGCCUGGAUGAGAGACAGAGAGUCACAAGUGUUGACGUAUGAGUGUUUUCUAUUUAUUUUGAGUCUGUGUGUGCUUGUCGUGGGAGUGUGGUUGUGAUUGAUGCAUUCUAAAGACAUAAUAGAUGUUACAAUGUAGUCACCAAACUCAACUGCUUCUUAUCAUCUUGUCCACGGGCAGAAAAGCAUGUGCAUUUGUGAGGUGCUUGGUGUCCUCUGUAGCUACUGGUACAAGUGGGACACAUGGGGGACACAAGAUUGCUUUGCUAGGGCUCUUGUGGCGUGACUUGAAUAAUCUUUAUUCUCAGUCCUCGAGGCUCCGUGGCAGUAGUUGUUCUGUGUAAGUAUCAGCUCUGCAAGUGUCUGAGACUACACUUGACAAUCUCAUUUCAUCUCCAUAGCAACCCUCAUGGUAACUUCUAUUAUAUUCACUUCAGAACCCAAGAAGCUGAGCAAUUCAGUAACUUGCCCACCAAUUUCUGUCCUUCAGCCACUGUCCUCUUAGGCUACAAUUUGUAGCUAAGAAAUGAAUUCAAAAGCUGCUUAUUAAGUAGCAUUGCAUAUCACACCGUGCCUCAUGCACCAUGCUGGCCCUUGAGUGUAGAGAUGCAAGCC